This is a messenger RNA of Portunus trituberculatus (swimming crab), 663 nucleotides long. RefSeq lists its product as uncharacterized. The coding region runs from base 148 to 606 and encodes 152 amino acids. Lineage: Eukaryota; Metazoa; Arthropoda; Malacostraca; Decapoda; Portunidae. The transcript has 3 exons. The record is from RefSeq and is a predicted model, not a curated record.
AAAAUAUACUUAGAGGUAGAUAGUUUGCAUGCGUGAAUAUGAUUGGGUGAGAGGAGGGAACGAGCGUGCAGUGAUUGGUGGAGGAGAGGACGCAGGCGAGGUGUGGGGGGUGCGGACUGCUUGCUGUCCACUACGUUACCUGACGACAUGGCGGCCAGACAAGUGACUGUGGCGGCGGUGAUGACCCUGGCGGUGGUGGCUGCCGCAGGGAUGGCCCUGGCUAUGGAAGAUGCAUCUCCCCGACUUGGCGAAAGGAACUUGACUACCGUAGUGGAGGAGAACCUAGAUGAAUUAGUGGACGUCGUCGAGGAAGAACUGGGUUUGGAGGACGGGGACCUGUCUACCCUGAUUGACUCUUCCACCUCAAGCUUCGGAAACAUCGUCUACAGCACCGUGGGCUUUGUGUUGGGAGGCCUGAUGCUCUUCGUCUCCAUCUUCGACACUACGAGGACACCCGUUAUAAUGUUCUUUGAGAAUAUCUUCGGGGGGCGACAAACGAGGCGCCGCAGGGAGGUGAGUGCAGGCCUGGAUGCGCAGGUGGCGGCAGCAUUCCACGCCUUCACCUCCGCCGUGGACAAGAUGGAUGUCAUUUUGCGAAUGAAGUGACCGGAAGUAAUAAAACAAUGAUAGUCAUGUUAAAAUGUCAAUAAAGUACUAAAAUUU